AUGAAGAGAAAACGCAAUGGGCCUGAACCUGCUGUCGGCCGCACUCCACGCUCCAAGAAGGCCAGACUUGCAACGGACCAAUCUCCCGUCGCCACACCAGCAAUCGAGCAUCCCGUGCUUUCUCGCCUCUACCCCGGAGUGCUAUCGUUGCGCCACUAUCUGCUGUCACGUCUGCCAGCCUCGUCUAAAUUGAAGAGCAGGCGACGGAAAAUAUCUCAAUUGGGAAUCCACCCUGGUCAGGGAGACAUUGCACCACGUGGUAUUGACCUUGAGCUCGGCGAGCUACUUGACACGACUCUCGUAGGCGUUAUACCUAGUUCACGUGCGAAGAAACCAGAGGAAGCGACGAGAGAAAGAGAUGGAGACCUGGAGAGCUUUACCCAAGAGGUGGCUGCUAGCAAUGGUUCGGCUGGGACCUUCAAGCCAGGAUAUUUCCUGCAGGCUGAGAUUGUGGAUUUUGUGAUCUGGAGACUGUUUAAGCGAUCAACGUCGUACAAACCGUCGCAUUUACUUUGCCAUGGCUUUCAGCGGUCAGGUGCACAUGGUCAACAUGGGCCACAGAAGACAGCUCACUCCAUCCUUGGACUAUCAUCCUAUUUCAGGAACACAAGCGUAGAUACGCUCAAGGGGCAAUUAUGGUGUCGUUUGCACGCCGUCCUGGGCAAGGAAGGUCGAGUCAUUAUGAUGGAAAUGCUCAUGGAUUGUGGCAUAUUUUCACCAGUAGAACGAAGCGAAGCAGACGGCAACCUCCUGCAAUUGAGCGGUGUUCCACUUUCUGACCUGAAGCCUGUGCAUACUCUCGACAAUGAUCCUGCAUCGAUACUUAAGGAUAAUUUCGCGAAUAAGAAGCCGCAAUCCUUAGUGAGCGAGAACCGGAAACCGAAUGCUAUCAUGUUCGUUCGCAACCGCAUGUUGUAUGCGCGUGCUGCGCUCAAUGCAAAAGGAGGCAUUCGUUUUGGCAUGCGCCACAUUCGUGAGUAA
This is a messenger RNA of Didymosphaeria variabile, 981 nucleotides long. Its product is annotated as Telomerase reverse transcriptase. The record is from RefSeq and is a predicted model, not a curated record. Bases 1 to 981 code for a protein of 326 amino acids. Lineage: Eukaryota; Fungi; Ascomycota; Dothideomycetes; Pleosporales; Didymosphaeriaceae. The transcript is spliced from 2 exons. Gene Ontology annotation, cellular component: telomerase catalytic core complex. Gene Ontology annotation, biological process: telomere maintenance via telomerase. Gene Ontology annotation, molecular function: telomerase RNA binding; telomeric repeat DNA binding.